CGGCGACCUGCCAGUCUGACGCCUAACCCAUCAGUUUCGUUAGCCGUGCUGUGGCAAGCCGCGCGCGUUCGAUCUAGCACACGUAGGGCGUAACCGGACCGGAACCCGCGAGCAACAGCGAGGACACGAGCGAGGAGCCAGGCCAGCCUCGGUGGAGGAGGCGGCUCUCCUCCCCCGGGCAGCCUGCAGCCGCAGCAGCAGCGAACGCGGCAGCCUAUAUAAAGCGCGGAGGCGCACGCAUGACACCAGAAGCUCGUGGACCCCCGGCGCUCUCGUGCGUCGCGCGUGCCCUGUCUCUCGCUCUCAGUCCGCCCCCGACCGACGAGCAGUCAGUGCAAGUGUCGCGAAUCGAUCUCGAGUGACGAGUGCUUGGCGCGCGUUUGCCAAGGAACUGCUUCUCGUGGAGCACGAGACCCCACCAGCAUCGCGACAUGCGCUGCGCCUUGCUGAUCCUCGUGGCGCUGCUCGAAGCCCGGGCACUGAGGACGGAGCGACUGGAGGAGCCAACCAAGGACAAGGGCGCUGCGACACAGCUGCAAGGCUGGGCCAGACUGACGCCUCCAGCUGCGCACGACGCCUUCGACGCGAGGACUUUCCGCUUGGACGCCGUUGAUCUCGAGGACGAACGCAACGAUUAUGAGUACCCGGACCAGCGGCUGAAGUCGAUCGACCAGUUGGACGAGCCACAACUGCAGCGCAUGGCCAAUUACUUGGUGAAGGUGCUGCAGCGGCCGGACGUCUACGAGGCCCCCGUGCUGCUCGCGAGGGAGCCCGUCGACGAGUUGGACGACAGCAGACCAUAUCCCUUGGAGCUGGACGAUCCGAGGAGCGUCACCAAGAGGACGCGCUACUACAGGCCAUACCCCUGGAAACGCCAGAAUUCAAGAAGCUACCAGUCGGAUUAUGAGCCGUACAACGCCUGCACCUUAACUCGGAAAGACGUGUUCAAUCUGCUGGUCGCGCUGCACGACGCCCGCCAAGGAAACAAGUCGCGAAUCGUUAAUUUCUGCAACCGAAAGCGACCCGCCAGUGCAAUAUACACGAACAUCCGAUUUCUCGGGCGGAGAAGAAAGUAAAUUCAUCUCGCGAUCAUCCACAGCUUCGCCCGCGGCUGAUGAAUGCCAAGUAGCAGCCCUGUCUCCCUUUACCCGUUACGAGCAUUUCACUCUGAUUAUCCAGUCGACUUUACUCUUUCAAGCAUUACACGUCAUUUUUAUUUAUAUUCUAUUCAAGCGCCAACCGCGGCUCAAUCAUAUUUCCAAUUAACACUUCUUUCGUUGCCAGUUCGAUAUUUAAUCAGACUGCGCUCAAUAUAUGCGUGCUUGUAUCAUUAAGAAUAUAUAUAUGUAUAAAAAACAGAUUCAUUUACCAUAUAUAUCUUAUUGUCUAUAUGUAAAUUAAAAAUAGUAAUCGUCUGUAAUAUAUAAAUGAUUGAG
Molecule: messenger RNA, 1436 nt
Organism: Phymastichus coffea
Lineage: Eukaryota; Metazoa; Arthropoda; Insecta; Hymenoptera; Eulophidae
Exons: 5
Coding region: 432-1076 (214 amino acids)
Source: RefSeq, a predicted model, not a curated record